This is a messenger RNA of Penicillium soppii, 1074 nucleotides long. Its product is annotated as zinc-binding alcohol dehydrogenase family protein. Lineage: Eukaryota; Fungi; Ascomycota; Eurotiomycetes; Eurotiales; Aspergillaceae. The transcript is spliced from 3 exons. The record is from RefSeq and is a predicted model, not a curated record. Gene Ontology annotation, molecular function: oxidoreductase activity, acting on NAD(P)H. The coding region runs from base 1 to 1074 and encodes 357 amino acids.
AUGUCCCAAUUCUCCAACGAAGCAGCAUGGCAAACCGCUGCAGGUGCGAAGCCGUUUAAACUUGGUCCAGGCCCCAGCCCAGAUCCCGCCGAAAACGAAGUCGUUAUCAAAGUCGCCUAUGCCGCCGUCAAUCCCCUUCAAGACAGCCCCAAUUUCGAAUUACCAUACCCCUACAUCUUCGGUACCGACGUAGCCGGCACGAUCGUGCAGCUCGGCUCUAGCGUUACGCGGUUCCAGUUAGGACAACGGGUGAUAGGUCACUGCGACGGCCUGAUCACCCAAAAGAAAUCCAAUGCCGGGUUCCAGCGAUAUGCCACCACUCGCGAGAUCCUAGUCUCGGCCAUCCCAGCGAACAUCUCACUGGCAAAUGCCGCCGUGCUCCCUCUAUCGGUUUCAACGGCUGCAUCUGCCCUGUUCCACAUCCUCGAUCUCCCGUACCCAUCCGUGAAUCCCAAUCCCGCGCCUACAGGCAAGAGAAUCCUGAUCUGGGGCGGGAGCUCAUCGGUUGGUAGUUCUGCGGUGCAGCUUGCGCGCGCCGCUGGACUAGAGGUUGUUGCUACGGCUGGUAGGGCAAACAUCGAGUAUGUAAAGAGGCUGGGGGCAUCCCGUGUCUUUGAUCAUCAGGAUCCAGAUGUUGUGGGUAAGAUUUUGGAGGUGUUGAAAGAAGGUGAUUACGUAUUCGAUACGAUCGGUAGCGAAAGUACGCAGAUUGCAUCUGGGGGGAUUUUCGGGAAGCUGGGUGGUGGGACAUUGCCUAUCACGCUUUCGCCUAUUGCUGGGCUUCCGGAUAAUGUGAAGGGUGUUUUCGGUAUGUGUUUUCCUCAGAGAGCUCGGGAGUCUAAGUUUGUUGCUUACGAGUUGGUAGUUAAUGGGUUGGCACCGGGGUUGGUUAACCUAGAUGUCGGGGAUGCCGUGUGGCGUAAGUAUCUCCCGGAGGCUUUGGCUGCUGGGAGCUUCCAGACUAAGCCUGACCCGAUAAUUAUUGAGGGCUUGGAGAGGGCUCAAGAGGGUCUGGAUCUUUUGAAGGAAGGGGUUUCUGCUAAGAAGAUUGUUAUUGAAGUGGCGAAAGAAUAG